GCCCACUCCAGCAAGCAGUUCGUGUCUGUGCGUGUGUGAACAGCCGCAGUAGCGCCCUCCUCCGGCGGCGUUCUGUCCUUGGAAAGGACCAUUCGGCGUCAAACGAAAACACGUGUUUGAGUAAUCUUCGUGCUCUUCCGUGCUACCUUCACAUUCGUUAGUCGCCACGAAAACCAACGUUCAACAUGCGGUACAUGACCAACUGCUGUUGUGGUUGCUGCGACGUUCGGAAAGGAACUAAGAUACUGUCCAUUCUCCACCUGAUCUGCUAUGCGAUCGGACUCAUUGCAUUUGCAGCUCUCGCUGCCUCAUUUAAUACUUUGAAGGAUGCCAUCGACAGGGCUGUGGCAGAACAUGGGAUCAUCGUUGACAGCAGCGUUGACGUCUUCGGCGAUGGCAUGCGGGGCAUCUAUAUUACAACGGCAGUAUUCUUCGCCAUCGGUGUCAUCAUCACAAGCCUAUUGGUCCACGGCGCCUUCAAGUCCAAGCGUAAUUUUAUCUUCCCAUUCCUCGUCUUUGAAGUGAUCAUCCUGGUCUACCAUGCCAUCAACAUAAUCUACAGCAGCGUUAUGUACUCCAGGACCAAUGUGGCAGCCAGCAACAUCGCUCUCAAUAUCGUCGCGGGAAUUAUUGGAGUGUGCUUGCAGGUUUAUUUCUACUUCGUCAUUCUGUCUUUCUACAAGCAAUUGGAAUCCGAAGAACGGGAUCCUCAUCAGACCGUGGCCUAUGCCCCCCCUGGAGGUCCAAUGCCCAACUACUAUACUCCUGGCCAGGGAAAAGUCUGAAACGACAAGCCCCAUCACGAUGCCUCCUUCUGUCAUAGUUCAUGCGUCACUCACACGUUAUUCGUACCUAUAAUUUGCCACGAGGUCAAGCGACCUCUGUUUGGCAGCCACCUCAAUAUUUGCCUUCCUAAAUAGCUGCGAGCCCAAAGAAGUGGGGAAGAGCAAUAGAAAUGUGCAUAUUUUUAUACCUUUCGCUUUGUACGAGAGUAUAGUCCUGUGCAUGUGUGGAGGUGAGGGCUGCUCCUUUUCACCUAACUGCUCUCAAUUUGAUGUCUUGCGGCAUACCAUUCCACACUCAUGCGAAUGUUUGCAGAGUACAUUUAUUAUUGUCAGCUUCAUGUUCAAUAUUAUGGAAUACAUCAUUUCCGAAAGCGUUCGUUUCACACGUAGCUUUCUCAUUUAUGCGUCUUGUUGUUGUUGUUGUUGGACGUUGAUGCAAUGUUUUCAUUUUGUUCCCAUGUUGGUGCACAACAGAAUCGUGCACCCACAUGGCUGACGACUGCAGCUAUGCAGUAUACCUCAGCAGGUUUAGUAAUUAGGAAAAGGCAUUCGGAAAUGUGACACACACAUUGCUUUUCUGGUUCAGAAGGUUUGAAUCGAUCAAUUCCAAUCACAGAUUUCACUUCUAUUUACAAUGAUGAUUUGACAUGUUUGACAACGCGUAGUUUCUUGGGUCCUGCUUUCGUGUUACCAAGUGACCUUGAAAUGACCGGAGUCUCCAUGCUACGCUGAUGACUUCGGAGCAUCAUUAGAAAGGUUGCCAAACCUUCCUGCUUUGUACCUGUUUCUUCAAACGAAUAAAAGAAGUUCGUGAUUAAAACAAAAGGCCUUGA
Ornithodoros turicata is the source of this 1618-nucleotide messenger RNA. Its product is annotated as lysosomal-associated transmembrane protein 4B-like. The record is from RefSeq and is a predicted model, not a curated record. The coding region runs from base 186 to 785 and encodes 199 amino acids. NCBI's taxonomy places the organism in Eukaryota, Metazoa, Arthropoda, Arachnida, Ixodida, Argasidae. The transcript has 6 exons.